AUGGGGCCUCCCGACGAGUCUGGAGAACAACCAAUGUUAUAUUGGCUGUUCUCCACCAGUGAUUUAUAUAAUUGGAGAACUCAAAAUGCAAAGUUCUCCGAUAACCCUAGAGGUUUAAUUGGGCUUUUAGAUACUGUUCUCUUUACCCACCAGCCUACUUGGGAUGACUGUCAGCAGCUCUUGCAGGUUCUCUUCACCACCGAAGAGAGAGAACGAAUACAGGUGGAAACUCGGAAGUCUGUCCUGGGAGAGGAGAGACAGCUGACUCAAAACCCAGACCUCAUAAACUCUGCCUUCCCCUUAUCCUGCCCUACCUGGGACUACAACUCAGCUGAAGGUAAGGAGAGACUCCGGGUCUACCGCCAGACUCUAAUGGCAGGUCUCAAGGUUGCAGCGCGCAAGCCUACUAAUCUGGCCAAGGUAUAUGAUGUAAGACAAGGCCACUCCAGACAUCAAAAGGAAAUUACAAAGAGUGGAGAGAGGCUAGGAGAGAAGAGCCUGCAGGACUUAAUAAUAGUAUCAGAAAUAGUUUACAAUAAUAGAGAAAGCCCAGAGGAGCAACAGACUAAACUAAGCAACCGGCAGACCCUAAAUCUGGAUAAUAUCCUGCUGGCUACAACCAUGGAUGACCGACAGGAAAAACGGAGGCACUUCAAGAAGCUGACUUCAGGGACAGGUAAGGAGGAUGGCCCUGCUCCCCGACGGGAGCGCCCUAAGCUAAACAAAAACCAAUGUGCUUAUUGCAAGGAAGAGGGCCACUGGCCCAGGGUAACUCUCAGAGUGGAGGGGCAACGAGUUGAAUUUCUAGUAGACACUGGGGCACAAUAUUUGGUCUUAUUACAACCCCAGGGGAAAUUGGCAAGCAAGACCUCAUGGGUGCAAGGGGCCAUGGGCACCAAACAGUACUCAUGGACUACCCAAAGAACUGUGGACCUCGGCAUGGGCCGGGUAUCCCACUCCUUCAUGGUCAUCCCUGAAUGUCCCUACCCGUUGUUAGGUCGGGAUUUGCUCACCAAGAUGGGGGCACAAAUUUGCUUCCACUCCGGAGGGGCAAAAAUCCUAGACAAAGAAGGGCAACCGAUUCAGGUGCUUGUCCAGUUGGAAGACAAAUGUCGUCUCUACCAGACACCCCCAGCCCCAAUGACUGACAUUGACCGUUGGCUACAGGAAUUUCCUCAGGCAUGGGCAGAAACUGGGGGAAUUGGGCUGGUCCGACACCGACCGGCUAUAUGCAUAGAACUAAAACCAGGGACAGACCCUGUCAGGGUCCGCCAAUAGCCCAUGCCUCUCACGGCGUGAACGGGAAUCACGCCCCACAUACAGCGACUAUUAGACUCAGGCAUAUUAAGGCUCUGCCAAUCGGCAUGGAACACUCCCUUGCUGCCAGUGCGAAAACCGCACUUUAACGAUUACAGGCCAGUCCAGGAUUUAAGGGAAGUCAACCGGCGAGUAAUGGAUGUGCACCCCACGUUCCCAAACCCAUACACCCUCCUCUGCACCUUGCCUCCAGACAAAAAUUGGUAUACGGUAUUAGAUUUAAAAGAUGCCUUUUUCAGCCUGCCUUUAGCACCCAAGAGCCAAGACCUUUUUGCCUUUGAAUGGACGGACCCUGAGAAAGGCAUCAAUGGCCAACUCACCUGGACUCGACUACCACAAGGAUUCAAAAACUCACCAACCAUCUUCAAUGAGGCCUUACACAAAGACUUGGGUGAGUUCCGUUCUGAGCACCCUCAUUUGACCUUAUUGCAAUAUGUAGAUGAUAUCCUGCUGGUGGCGGAGGACCAGGACACUUGCCUGCGAGGCACCAAGGACUUACUCCAGACUAUAGCAGCUCUAGGAUACCAGGCCUCAGCCAAAAAGGCCCAAAUCUUCAGAGCAGAGGUGAGCUACCUGGGGUACAAAUUAAAGGACGGACAAAGAUGGAUGACGGAUGCGCUGAAGGAAACCGUCCUAAGGAUCCCACAGCCGCAAACCAUCGUCAGGCACUUGAAUUCCUGUGGUUGGCAGGGUUCUGCUGAUUAUGGAUUCCGCGUUUUGCCAAGAUGGCCAGACCCCUCUGUGAGGCCACCAGGCACCAACAAAAUUUUGAAUGGACAGAGGCCAUGAACAAGGCCUUUAAUGACCUUAAACAGGCCUUGCUGUCUGCCUCAGCUCUCAGGUUGCCUGACCCAA
Molecule: messenger RNA, 2172 nt
Organism: Felis catus (domestic cat)
Lineage: Eukaryota; Metazoa; Chordata; Mammalia; Carnivora; Felidae
Biological process (GO): virion assembly; proteolysis
Molecular function (GO): aspartic-type endopeptidase activity
Source: RefSeq, a predicted model, not a curated record